Alternaria burnsii is the source of this 1719-nucleotide messenger RNA. RefSeq names its product uracil permease. The transcript has 3 exons. Gene Ontology annotation, cellular component: plasma membrane. Gene Ontology annotation, molecular function: nucleobase transmembrane transporter activity. NCBI's taxonomy places the organism in Eukaryota, Fungi, Ascomycota, Dothideomycetes, Pleosporales, Pleosporaceae. The record is from RefSeq and is a predicted model, not a curated record. Gene Ontology annotation, biological process: transmembrane transport; nucleobase transport. The coding region runs from base 1 to 1719 and encodes 572 amino acids.
AUGCUGACACCAGUCAACCUGCGCAAUCGCAGCCAUGCGGCACAAGAGAAGGUCAAGCUCCGGGUGACACAACCAUCCAGCUGGCGGCUUCCCAAACAGAACAGUAGCAUCGCACCACCUGAUGUAUGGACUAACGCGGACAUGGAGCCAGUGCCUCCAGAAAAACGCACGUGGGGAAAAAGUGCCUUUGUAACAUACUGGUUCAGUGACCUUGUCACGAUAUCAACCUGGAGCUCAGGAUCUGCCAUUUUCACCUUGGGUUUGACGGCGACUGACGCUGUGCUUAUAACGCUUGUGGCGGGCAUAUGCAACGCCCUGCCGACAGUGCUCAAUGGCGCCAUCGGCUCGAAUCUACAUAUCCCAUUUCCUAUCGCAUCUCGUGCUAGCUUCGGAUACUGGUUCAGCUACUUUGCCGUCGUGAGUAGAGGUAUCCUAGCCAUGUUUUGGUUCGGCGUACAAACCGCCAAUGGAGGUACAUGUGUCACUGCGAUAUUGAAUGCUAUCUGGCCAAGCUUCCGGGAUGUUCCAAAUCACCUGCCCGCAUCUGUUGGUCUUACCACAGCUGGGAUGAUAUCAUACUUCUUGUAUUGGCUCAUCCAGUUUCCGUUUCUUCUCAUUCCAACACAUAGGCUACAAUACAUGUUCUGGGUAAAGACUGUAUUGUUGCCGCCGGUGGCUAUUGGAAUGACUGUGUGGGUUGCUGUCAAAGCAGGUGGCAAUGGGACCUUUUUCACGCGUCCGGCUUCAGUAUAUGGUGCUGAGAGAGCUUGGCUCUGGCUAUCAAGCAUGACUAGCAUCACUGGUGGAUACAGCACUCUCGCUGUCAACAUCUCUGACUUCUCACGCUUCAGCAAAGAUCCUAAAGCACAAUACUGGCAAAUGCCGGUGAUUCCGUUCUUCAAGACCAUGGUCGCUCUUAUGGGGAUUGUCUCCGCAUCGGCAGCCCAGGAAAUCUGGGGCACGGCUUAUUGGACACCACUGCAAAUCAUCGAUACCUGGAUGGACACUUCUGGUGGUCGUGCAGCAGCUUUUUUCUGCGCUUCGAUCUGGUUACUCGGCCAACUCAGCGUUAACAUUAGUGCAAAUGCCGUUUCUUUUGCUAACGAUGUCACGACACUCGCACCAAAGUACAUCAACGUGCGCCGCGGCUCCGUUCUUGUGGCUUUCGUUGGUGGCUGGGCGCUAUGCCCUUGGAUUAUCGUGGCUUCUGGAAAAGCGUUCCUGAACUUCAUGAGCGCAUACGCCAUCUUCAUGGCGCCUAUGGCAGGUAUCCUGUUCACCGACUACUGGUUAGUCAAGCACAGAAGGUACGACGUGCCCGCUUUGUAUGAUCCACGAGGUAUCUACCGAUAUGGUCCCUAUGGUACAAACUGGCGCGCUGUGGUUGCCACAUUCGUCACCAUCAUCCCUCUACUACCAGGAUUGGCCAACAAAGUGAACCCGAAUUUGAAGCUUUCAGCUGGCUUACAGAAUCUCUUCACGUUCAAUUGGCUUUAUGGGUUCUUUUUGUCCAUAUUCUUGUACUACUUUUGCAACCUGUUCUUCCCAGCUGAGGAGACACUCAUUCCACGAAUUAUAACCGGCUUUGAGUAUUUGGAAGGGGUUGAGGUUGAUACUGAGGCAGUAAGUCCAUCACUCGACGGGAAAGCUGGUGGCUCUAAGGUUGAAGCUGGGACACACGCGUCUCCUCGAUCUUCGAGUCAAGUCCAAGACAGAUAG